Phytophthora nicotianae INRA-310 is the source of this 2780-nucleotide messenger RNA. RefSeq names its product tyrosine-tRNA ligase. Lineage: Eukaryota; Oomycota; Peronosporomycetes; Peronosporales; Peronosporaceae. Gene Ontology annotation, biological process: tyrosyl-tRNA aminoacylation. Gene Ontology annotation, cellular component: mitochondrion; cytosol. The coding region runs from base 79 to 1365 and encodes 428 amino acids. The record is from RefSeq and is a predicted model, not a curated record. The transcript is spliced from 5 exons. Gene Ontology annotation, molecular function: RNA binding; tyrosine-tRNA ligase activity; ATP binding.
GUGUGGUACAAUCUUGGUGCAACAUCCAUUGCAACUCACAGUCAAUCAUCACCGCACAACAUUUGCAGAUUGAACACCAUGAGCAGAGCACUCACAACGCUGCGCCAGCGCGGUAUGUUGGCCGCACUGACGCACCAGGAGGCUGGUACGUCUAUCGACAAGCUGCUGAUGAACUCGCGUGCGCCUGCAGUGUAUUGCGGCUUCGAUCCAACGGCCGAUUCAUUGCAUCUGGGCAAUUUGCUGCAAGGCAUCGCAUUGCGCCACUUCCAGCGUGCAGGAGUGCGACCCAUUCUGCUGGUGGGCGGGGCCACGGGCAUGAUUGGGGACCCGAGUGGCAAGUCGGAAGAGCGAGUACUGCUGUCAGACGACAUGGUACUGCACAAUGCGCAGGAGAUCGCUAAGGGACUAUCGCCUGUGUUGGAUUUUGAUGACCCGAAGACUGGUGCUAUCAUCUGCAAUAAUGCCGAGUGGCACACGCAGAUGUCGGCGGUCACGUGGAUGCGGGACAUCGGCCGUCACUUCCGUGUAAACGCGAUGCUGCAGCGCGAAAGCGUGAAGAAACGUCUAGAGACGGACCAAGGCAUCAGCUUCCUCGAGUUUUCGUACCAGCUCUUCCAGGCCUACGACUUCCUGCAUCUAUACAGGAACUACGGCUGUGUCGCGCAGAUUGGAGGCAGCGACCAAUGGGGCAAUAUUGCCUCGGGCAUUGAACUUGUUCGCAAAAGCACAGGCGAGGAAGUUUUUGGAGCGACGUUGGCACUGCUGACGACGGCUACUGGAGAGAAAUACGGCAAGUCCGCUGGCAACGCCAUUUGGCUGGAUGCAGAGAAGACGUCGGUGUUUGACUUUUACCAGUUCUUCCUGCGCUCCGAUGACCGCGAUGUCGAGAAACUGUUCAAAAGCUUCACGUUCCGAGAGGUGGAUGAGAUCCGCGACAUCGUGGCUGAGCACGAGAAGGCCCCCGAAAAGCGUGCUGCUCAGAAGGUUCUGGCGGAGGAUAUCACCGUGAUGAUGCACGGUCAAGAAGGUCUCAAGGCUGCAUUGGAUGCCACAGAGCUGCUUUUCGGGAAGAAACAAGGUCCUCUGACUGCUGAAGAGAUGCUCCAAAUGGCUGGAGACGCACCCAUGACAAUUCUUUCGCGCACUGAUGUCGUCGAUCAGUCAUUGGUGGAUCUUGCUGUACGAAUUGGCGCGGUAAAGUCGAAAGCUGAGUGCAGGCGUCUGAUAAAGGGUGGUGGCGUUUACCUUAACAAUGAGCGCGUUGAGUCCGAGGCGUUGCGUGUCGAGCCAUCGAAUCUUCUCGAUGAUAAGGUAUUGAUGGUUCGCGUUGGCCGACGAAACAACUUCAUCGUCCAGGUGGAAUAGAGCAAGCAAUGAUGGCCAUUGGUCCCGGAUGAUUCGUCACUAUGGAUAAAACAAUCGAGAGCAUAACGGUACCUUCGUAACAGUAUUCGUCAUGUUGCCUGAAGCCUGCUACAUGCUCCGCUAAUCGCUCUUGGGUUCAAAUUUGCCUUGCCUUUAGCGCAGUGGCGUGUGCUGUGCGCGAAGGAGCAUCCUCAAGAUGUCAGAGGCUCGCACAGCCCCCACCAUUAAACCGUCUUGGCGCUUGAUAAUAACGCGUCUUGUUUGUUUGUCGAUCAUCUUCCGGAUCACUUUUGCGAUAGAGGUAUCAGGAGAAACAGUGCAAGCAGGCGACAACGCUGUUGUGUUUGCAGUCACAGCUCGGAGAAGAGGGCCUGGCUCGCCAACUUUUUCGCUUAAAGCAGUGAAGGAGGCAGUGAACAAAUCCCGAAAUGUGCUGGUACUGCGAAUGGGAAAACCAGAACAAUUGUUAUCAAGCUGAGACCAUUAAAGCUCGCGACAAAGUGAUCAGUACCUGAGUAUCCUCUCAGCAUCACUAUCACUCGUCUCCACCAAAAUUCCUGACAGCAUUCGCGAUGCCAUAUCUACUAGAGCCUCACACACUGACGCAGACGCGGACACUGGAUUAAUUUUCGCUGGAGCGUAGAAAAACUGGGGAAAGGCGGCUACAGCAUAACGCUCCUGGCCAUCUGAAUUUGUCAAGAACUGAUAGCGUGAGCGGAGAAAGUUUUGGUAAAGCUAUGCAGUCUUACUCAAGAGUGUCAAGUCUUCGUCGAGCCACGCCAGCAUGUCGUGGACAGUCAGACAUCCAAGCACAGCUUCAGGGUCGGAGCUGUAGUUCUGAGCCACUGCCAAGGAACUUUCACCACAAGCAAAACGCAGCAAAACACUGAAAAAUGCUUCGUCAUCGCGAAUGAUGCUCAACAAAGGAGCUCGCUCUGUGAAGUGAAAGCGCACAACAUCACGUAGUGGUGCAGUACCAAACUGUCGGAUAGCCUCCUCUGCACGAGUUCGGGUGUGCUCGUACGGUUUGGCUGUGGACGAUUGAAAACCAGGAGCAAGAAAGUGGAGAAAGUAUCUGUGAAAAAUGCAAUACAUUGUAGAGAGAACGUCAAUCCUGGUCAUACAACUCGGACUAGAUGUUGCUGUACGUACAAGAGCAAUUUUUCGGUGGAAACAAGUCCAAUCAGUCGGCACGUCUCUGACUGAGUGGAGUCUGAAGAUUCAACUACCAAAAUGUGUUGAGUAUCCACUCGGACCAUUUUUUUCAGCGCAUGAGCGCAGGUUUCGCUUGCCCGUAUCUGGAGUAGCUCGGGCUUCUGCCAAAAACUGCCGUAGUCUGCAGCCUAGUCAAACAAAACGUUAGUUUGGAUAUCAAAUGAUUUCCGCUUCUAUCUUCUCCCUACCUUCAAGUCCCA